This is a messenger RNA of Cryphonectria parasitica EP155, 444 nucleotides long. RefSeq lists its product as uncharacterized. The transcript is spliced from 3 exons. NCBI's taxonomy places the organism in Eukaryota, Fungi, Ascomycota, Sordariomycetes, Diaporthales, Cryphonectriaceae. The record is from RefSeq and is a predicted model, not a curated record. Bases 1 to 444 code for a protein of 147 amino acids.
AUGAUCAAUGAAGAGAGAUCAAGGCCGAUCCCUCGUCCAUUCGCUGCCACGUCCAAACGCUCGCCAGACGCCAUUGCGGCCAAAGUCGUCUUCAUCUUGCGCUCUGUGGAAGAGCGCGGCGUCGUAUUGAUCCAACAGCUCGAUGAAACUCUGGAUACGGAGGGUUGGACAGAAUGGGUAGCAGAGAAGGUGCUUGCUGGCAUCGAGACAGAGGCUUCCCACGACGCGAAUGAGCUGUUCCAGUUCGCCAAGGACCAUCCGUUAGCAACCGCAGGACUCCUGACUAUCAUAGCGGUUGGCGUUCUAGUCCUGCUUGCUCCGACGAUUGUCGUAGCCUUGGGAUCGUUUGCCGCAUGGUGGGAGAGCACGUACGCUGGCUAUAUCCCGGCGGGUUCCCUGUUCUCGUUCCUUCAGCGCCUAGGCAUGAUCUGGGGAAGAGCAUAA